Molecule: messenger RNA, 972 nt
Organism: Triticum turgidum subsp. durum (durum wheat)
Lineage: Eukaryota; Viridiplantae; Streptophyta; Magnoliopsida; Poales; Poaceae
Source: the annotation of a GenBank genome assembly
AUGACAAUUGGUCCCAAAAUGUGCAGUCGGCCGGCGGAGAGCCAGCGGGUGUCGCCGGAAUCCAAGGUCAUGAUGGAGGAGGGCCUUCCCCCGGGGUUCCGGUUCCACCCGACGGACGAGGAGCUCAUCACUUACUACCUCAGCCGCAAGGUCUCCGACUUCUCCUUCGCCACCCGCGCCAUCGCCGACGCCGAUCUCAACAAGUGCGAGCCAUGGGACCUUCCAAGCAAAGCUAGCAUGGGGGAGAAAGAGUGGUACUUCUUCAGCAUGCGCGACCGGAAAUACCCGACCGGCAUCCGCACGAACCGCGCCACCGAAUCCGGCUACUGGAAGACCACCGGCAAGGACAAGGAGAUCUUCCACGGCGGCAGGCUCGUCGGCAUGAAGAAAACCCUAGUCUUCUAUGGAGGUAGGGCUCCUAAGGGCGAGAAGACCAGCUGGGUCAUGCACGAGUACAGGAUCCAGAACAAGUUCCCAUACAAACCCAACAAGGAGGAAUGGGUGGUGUGCAGGGUGUUCAAGAAGAGCCAGAUAGUGAAGAUGAGGCACCCACACGACAGCCCCGAGAUGGACUCCCCAUGCAACGAAGCCCACGCCUCCCUCGGCGAGCUCGGGGAGAUCGACGUCUCCUCCAUGCUCGGCGGUUUCGCCCCGGCCGGUGCGAACGCUUCCGGCGACAACUUCGGCCACCGGAUCGACAUGGGCGCGUACAUGAACUGGCUGGCGGCGGCAAACCAGGGCGCGGCCGCCAUGCUCCCAUGGGCGGCUGCGGCGGCGCCGGGGUUGCUCGGCACCGUUUUCUCUGCGAACCCCGCCAUGCAGAAGGCACUGGCGCCGUUCGCCGGGUGCAGCCAGCUGCCGAGAGACGUCGGCGGUGACGCCUUGUUCGGGAACGCCAUGGCGAAGGUGGACAUGGAGUGCGAGCAGCCGCCGCAGCUGGAAAUGCACGAGUCCACAUGGAGAACCUUCUGA